Molecule: messenger RNA, 8478 nt
Organism: Plasmodium gonderi
Lineage: Eukaryota; Apicomplexa; Aconoidasida; Haemosporida; Plasmodiidae
Product: inositol-phosphate phosphatase
Exons: 2
Coding region: 1-8478 (2825 amino acids)
Biological process (GO): phosphatidylinositol dephosphorylation
Molecular function (GO): phosphatase activity
Source: RefSeq, a predicted model, not a curated record
AUGAAUGCAUACAAUACUGAAGGAAGGUAUUUAUUAAUAAUCUAUGAAAAGGUAUUUAAAAUAAUUUAUAUAAAGAAUUUAAAAGACAACAAAAAUGAGGAUGUUAAAGUGCCAUCAUUGUUUAUUUUUCGAGAAAGUGGGAAAUGUUCGGAGAAAUUGAUAAAUAAAGAUAAAAUUCGAAAAAAAGGUAAAAAAUUUGGAAAUAUAAUAAAUGAAUUAAUCAUUGAUAAUAUUAUAGGUACCAUUGAAAUUCGAAACGAAUUAUUUUUAUUUGUUGUUGACAAAUGGAAAUUAUUAUGUAAAUUUUUUUAUUUAAAUAAAUAUAGAAGUAUAUAUAAAAUAGAAAAGGUGCAUUAUAUACCGUAUAAUAUAAAUAUAGUUUCCUUAAAUACAAUAAUUAAUAAUGCUCUGAAUGUCGAUGAUAAUUCAACAAAUUAUUUUAUUAAUCAUUUGAGAAAUCAUGAAGAUAUAGGAAGAAAUUUUGAAAUCAUAAAUAACAGUGGUCACAGUCACACAACGAGACAUGAUCUUCAUGAGCUCAGAGGUGAGAAGAACAAAUAUUGUAAGAAUGAUCAACGCAUUCACAAUCUCAAUGACAGAAUUAACAGUUCUGCCAAAAAUACACAUUCCAAUGAUCCUUCCCAUGAACCGUACAGUUCAAACAGUGAAAUUGAAAAGAGUUACCAUAUAGAAGAUGAUAAUAUAUACAAUAAACAUUUUGUAAACCACAAUGGAAAAGUAAAUAAUAAUACAGUUAUUAAUAGACCUAACAAAAUUUCAAAUGAGUUCGAAAUGGGAAUUAAUUCCAUGGAUCAUCGAACGUAUAGAAAUAAUAAUUAUGUUAAAAAAGAGGAGAAAAAUAAAAAAAUUUUAAAUUUUAAUACUGCAAAAAAAUGGCUGACUAAUCAGUUCAAUCAUAAAAAUUUGUUAAAUAUAAUUUCUGACAUAACUAAUUAUGAUGUUAGAGGAAACAGUGAGGGCACGGGAGUAUCAACCUCUCGUGCACGGCGAGGAGGAAGUGUGAAUAGUGGUCCUAGUGCAAACUAUACACAUCGAAGGAUACAGAAAAAUGAGGAAGAAACCAUGAACACGAACUCAUCAACUCUUGAUGAAAACGAAUUUAUGAUGCACAUACUGAAUGAUAAGACAAACACAUCGAGCAGGAACAAUGAAAGCACAGUUAAUAAGAUUGACAGCAAUCAGGAUGUGCUCAAAAGCUUAGGUUCUAGAGAUAAGGCAAAUGGAAGUAAUAUGAACGAUGCCCAUACUAAUGAUAGCAAUAUAUUUUUUUGUAGUAAUAAUAACAUGAAUAAAGAAUCAUAUGGAAACUAUGCGAAUGAGAUAAAUAUGAGACACAAAGAUCCUGUUGAUUCUCCAAAAAUAAACAUAAACCUAAUUGAUGAUUUGUUUGAGGAUAACCAUAAGGACAAUGAGAAAGUAUCUAUUUCUAUGGUUGAAAAUGAUAAUAAAGAAAAUCACUUGAACAGUGUACUCUGUGAUGACAUGAAGGAGUUAUGUUCCAUGGAAGAGAGAAAUUUCAAGAACCACCUUCAGGAUCAUAGAAAUGUUCAAAAUUAUCCUGAUCUGGGACCAGCUGUAGCUGAGCCCAAUAUGAAAGAUGGUGGAAUAGAAAUAGGAAUAGAAGAAUCUCAGAAUGAGACAUACUCGAAGAAAAAUAACUAUAGUAAUUACGAUAAAUUGAUGUGUGUUGCCCAUGAUGAUCAGAAAGGAGCACUAACUCUUUCUAUGAAUGAAAGUGAAAACUGUAACGAAAUGCAAGAACAGAAGUAUAAGUUAAAUGAUAAAAAUAACGGAAUGCGAAAUGUUUCCGAAAAUAAUGCAACUGGAAAGGAAGGAAAUAUAAAGGACCUUAUAAAUAACUCUUACUUUAAUGUAAGGAACAGCGUUGUAACAUUAGAUAAUGUAGAAAAUAAUGAGAAGAGGAAUUCACACCGUCUUAAUUUGAAAAAUCCAAAUGAUGAAAAUAUUAAAGGGGAUGAGAAAAAAAUGAAUAUUAAAAUGGAUAUGCAUAAAAUGUUAAAAAUGAUUCAAAAGAUUUUGACUAUUCAUAUGUAUUAUUCGUAUGAUUAUGACCUAACACAAUGUAUUCAAAAAAAAAUGAAGAAAAAUAUUGAAGAGAUAGAAGUACAACCCAUACUUACUUCUUCAAGAACACAUGGGAAAAAAAAAUCAUUUUUAAAAGUAAAUGAAAAAAAUUUUAUGUGGAAUUAUCAAAUGAUAAAAAAAAUUAAAAGUAAAUGUAAAAUAGAUGAUAACUGGUUUUGUUCAGUUAUUCAAGGGUAUAUAUCGUACACUUCUAUUGAAAUAAAUAGAAGGUGUUUGGAACUACUUCUGAUAAGUCGUCGUUCAUCUGUCUUGGGAGGCACACGAUUUAAUAAAAGAGGAAUAAACGAUGAUGGAUAUGUGGCUAAUUAUGUUGAAACGGAGCAAAUUAUCAGGAUUAAUAGUGGAAAUAUUAAUUAUUUGACUCGAUUCGACAAAAUAAAUUUGAUUGGAGAUAGUGCCAAAAAGCAGAAUGUAAAUUUCGCCAAAGGAAUCACUGAAUUGGAUACUCAUAAUAACAUUCAUGUUAAUAAGUUUAUGGAACUAGAAAUUAACAGCACACAGGAGAUAACCCAGCAUGAGAUGGGACAUCACAGGAAUGUCCAUUCUAACAUAGGAAAGGACUUGGAGGGAGAUAAAUCAGAACAAAAUUAUAGGAAAAGGUAUAAUCCAUUGAAUGAAGGGAAGAAAGGGCAAAAUGAGAAGCGUGAUUGUGCAAUUGGUCAUAACAUCCAAAGCAUUGCUAACGAGGCGAUUAACCCAGUUGACAAUAAAACAUCAUUUAACGAUGUUCAUAACGGGUCUGAUCAGGCGAAUAAUCAGGCGACUACCUAUGGCACCAAUGACGGCUCCAAUCACGGGGAUAAUUCAGAAAAUGGCAUUGGAAGCCAGGACCAAAUGUACAGAGAGAGCAAUCUCGAGAACAGAAUAAUAUCGCUAGUCCAGAUAAGAGGAUCGGUGCCACUAUUCUGGAAGCAGCACUCCAUGUCAUCUCAUGUGAAUAUACAGAGAUCAUCCCUGUUAAGCAUAAAGGCAUUUAAGGAGCAUAACAAGAAGUUAAUCAACAAUUAUGGAAAUAACAUAUACUACAUAAACUUAUUGAGUCAGAAUAAAGGGAACGAAAAGAAGUUGACAAAAAAAAUGAUUGAAAUGAUAAAUUAUAUUAAAAAGGAUAAGUAUUACAAGGAAAGAGAUUUUAUAAAUUAUAUCGAAUAUGAUUUUCACAUUUCUGUGAAAAACAAAAGUUUUGAAGAUGCUAUGAACGAUUUUAUAAAUAAAGUAUUGCUUAAGGAGAUAAAAAACGUGUCUUUUUUCAUGGAACCAUUGAGGAGUGCAGAAGUGAAUGCAAUCAAUUUGAAUGCAGACAUGAGUAGUGGCAGUGCUAACAAUAAGGACAAUAAUAAUAAGAAGAACGACAGCAAUGGGAGCAACAUCGAAGGAAGCAAUAUCAAAGGAAGCAACAUCGAAGGAAGCAAUAUCAAAGGAAGCAACAUCAAAGGAAGCAACAGCAAUAGUGGUAACAACUAUUUGGGGAAUAACGAAUCGUCCAUAUAUCAAAAUGGAGUUUUUAGAACCAACUGUUUAGACUGCCUAGACAGAACGAAUGUGUUCCAGUAUUACUACACCUUAUUUUUUAUCCUUUACGUUCUGCAUGUUUCGAAAAAUGACAUAUUUUUAAAACCAGUAAAAAAAUCCUACUUGUGUUUCUACAAAAAUUUUAAUACCAUGUUUAAUAAUAAGAGUGUAACUAUUCUGACGACACUUCCGACGGACAAUUACUUGCUUGAAUUUUCUGAGAAGUAUGGCAUAAAUAAUAAUUACGAACAUAGGAAGAGAAGCAGUAACAAUAGUAGUGGUGCACUUGAAGAAUUUUGCUAUGUUGAUGGGGAAGGAAGUAUUAACAGUGGCAGCAUUGCAAAUAAUAUAAGCAACAUGCACAGUCGUUGUAGCAUGCACAGUGGUAGUGGCAUGCACAAUGGUAGUGGCAUGCACAAUGGCAGCAGCAUACACAAUGAUAGUAGCAGCUAUCAUAAUGGUAGCGAGAAGAGGGAAUGUCUGAAAAAUGAAAUAAUGAACCGAAUGGAAAAAGAAGAAAAGCAACACCGAAUGGGAUACAAUAAUUACGAACGGGAAAAUGAAAAAAAAAUGAGUAAUAGACCAGAACAAUCAGAUGAAUAUAUACACAUUUUAAAACAUUUCUUUAAAAAAAUGUGGGUAGAAAAUGGUGAUAUUAUUAGCACCCAUUACACAGGAACAGGUAGCGUUUUCUCAUCCCAAAUAAAUGUUGGAAGAUCGUCAUUAAGUACUAAUAUUGAUCAUGCAAUUAAAUCCAUAGAAAGGUUUUAUCAAAACAAUUUUGAAGAUAAUUUUAGACAGGAAUGUAUCGAUAUUAUAUUAUGCACAGGUAAAUAUAGCAAAACGAAAAGGAAAAAUUUCAUAGGUGGAGAUUUUAAUUAUUUCUUAAAUUAUGGUAACUUUAUGAAUAAAGACACUUUUCUCAGUUUAAGAGGUAAAAACAUAGGUCUCUCUAUACCAUAUCUACCAUAUGGGAGAAGUUUGCAAAUGAAUAAUGAAAAACUUCAGCAUGAACAGCAACAUAAUAACUCUAAAAACAAGCAUGAAAAGGUAAGAAGUAAAAAUAAAGCAUUCGAAUUAAGCAGCAGUAAUAGUGAUUCUAGUGAAAAAAACACAUAUUCUAACAGUAGUGUUUUUUCACAAGACGACGAAGGGAGCAUGCCAAGAGAAGGAAAAAAGCAGGUAAGAAGUUGUGCGAAGAACAAAAAUGUUGACAAAAAAAAGUUGGAAGGAAAGAAAGCCAAAGAGAAAUGUUUGGAGGAAAAUGAUAAAACGGGGAAAGAUAUAUAUUCCCAUGAUGGUGAAGUGAAAGAGAAGGAAGAGAAGGAAAAUCAUGAAGGAGAAUCGGAAGAAGUUGAUGAUUAUAACAAACAAUUGCAGACACAAUUAUCACAACAUUCUAAACAUUUGACAAAAUCUUUUAAAUCGUUAAAGUCCUUGAAACGGGUCAAACUGAAGAAAUCGAAGAAGAAAAUUUUGGCGAAUGAAAUGCAAGAUUCAUUGGUAGACAGCGGAAGCAAGACGUACGAAUUUGUUGAGGAGGAUAAAAACACUCAGAAGCAGUCGAAGAGGGAAAAAUCGCAUGUGAAAAAAACUAAAUCCACUAGCGAUGUUAACACACGAUCAAAUGUAAAUAAUGACAGCAGUACAGAUAGUUCGAUAAAUGGGAAGAGCAGUAUUAGUAGUAGUACUACUAGUAACAGUAGUAGUACUGACAAUAGCGUACAAAAAAGGAGGAAAAAGAAAAUGAGAAGAAAAUAUAAUAACAAAAAGAGUAAGGAAAAAAAGAACAAAAGCGAUUUAGUGUAUAUGAAAAAUUUAUAUAAAAAGAAAAAUUAUAUAUAUAACAUUCGAAAUAGAAAUAAGUAUAGCGAUUAUUUAAAUCAUGAUCUUAUAAAUCAUUACUACAUGGAUUUUGACGAUUCUAAAAUUUCAAACUCUUAUAGAAAAAAAAAAAUGAUGAAUAAUGAUUAUGAAGAGAAGAUAGUAAAAUUGUGGGCAGGUACUUGGAACUUGUGUGGAAAUGAUUUAUAUGAAUUGAAUGAUAUAUCGUCAUGGUUGAAUCAGAUUAAUGAAUGUAUUGACAUGUAUGUAUUUUGUUUUCAAGAAGUGGUAGAAUUGACAGGGUUUAGAAUUUUGAUGAAUAUGAAAGACAAAUUUAAAGAGAAAAAAAUAGAGCAGAAAAUUACACAAUCUUUGGCUGAAAUAUCGCAAAGACAGAAAGAAAUGUAUAUUAGAAGCAAAAUUGGCACCAGUGCAUACUUUGAAAAUGGAACAAUUAACAAAACGAAUGAAAGACAUAUGGACAGUACUAAUCACGGGGCGUACACUCCAGCCAACACCUACGAUGACUAUAAGUGCACUAACAACCACCCAAUGAAUAAGGAAGAUUAUUACGAAGAUUAUUUGAAAUGUUUUAAUGAAGCGUUCGUGUGUGAUGGGGAUCCUAGCAUGGGAAAAGAUUCCCACAUAGGUAUUGGCACCAACGGUAUGCACAACGAAAGAAGAAAAGGAUCUGAGAAAGAGGUAAGAAAAAGCAUCGAUCAGAAUGGGGUCCUUGAUAUUUCUAAAAGUUGCUUUUUGAACAAUUACUUUAACAAUUUAGAGAAGGAUGAGCUACAACAGGUGAAGCAGAAUGAGAAAGAACAGGUGCUAGAGCAAGGCCAGAAUAAGAGCAUCAGUACGCCAAACUUGUAUUCUCAGAAUGAUCAGAGGAAGUCGUUCAAUCUGAACCUUAUUGAAGAGGACCACUUAAAUGAUCAAAGGAAAAAAAGCGAAAAUUUAAUUUUUUUACAUGAACAUUCAGAAAAGAAUGAACUAUUGGAAAAGGCAAACUCAAAAAAUAAUACAAAUAAUAAACAUAAUAAAAGAAAUCAAAGUAAUAACAUACUAAAUCUUUUAGAGUUUCGGGACAGUAAUGGUUGUAACCUUUUAGGAGAUCAUAUAUUAAAAAGUAAUGAUACUAAUAUUAGUUCCAAUAUAAAUGAAGUUUUUGAGAAUACAUCUUUGAAUAAUUCAAAUAAGAAGUUACACGAUUCUUUAUACAAUAGUGGAGAUAUUUUUAAUCAGCUUGAUAAUGGAAACAGUAUAAAUAAUGAUGAUGAAGAUGUUGCUGUUAAAGGGUCGAAUGAUAAAAAAAAUUUCCAUAAUUUGAAUCAUGUAAAUAUGGACAAUAUAGGGAAGAAUAAAGACGUUGAGAAAUGUAAAAUGGAGAGAAGACAACAUAGCAAUAGCAAUAGGAAACAGGUUGUAGAACCCUGUGUUGACAAUUACAAAAGAUAUGACAAAAUGGAAUAUCAGAAAAAAAGGGGCAUCAAAAGUUUUAACAUUUCAACUAUUCAUGAUGUUUUUGACGAAAGUAAUAAUUGCAACACACCUAAUUUGAUACAUUUGGAAAAUGAUAAGUUUGAUGACAUACAUAUGGGCAUGCAUGAACGGGCCAACAGUGUAAAUACGCAUAAUCAUAGAGAAGGAAAAAACAUUCAGAGGUGUGGCUCGGAUGAAUACAGUGGGUGUAGAAAUGAACAUGAUGGUCAUGGUAGUGCACCUUGUAACAAUGAAAAAAUGUCGUUAGAAAAUAAUGGCGAUUUUUUGAAGAAUGAAUCAAACAAAUACUUUUUAAAUUUAAAAAAAUUUAAAUAUGUGAAGCUAAAGUCAGUAUCCAUGAUAGGAUUGUUUAUUAUAAUUUUCAUUGAUGAAGGGUUAGUUGACUAUAUAAGAGAAAUAGAAGUGUGUAAGGUGAAGGUUGGUUUAAAAGGUAAUACAGGGAAUAAAGGAAGUGUAUCCAUAAAAUUUCGAUUAGGCUUUAACUCCUUCUGUUUUAAUAAUAUCCAUUUAGCAUCAGGGCAAACAAAUAUUUUUGAAAGAAAUAGCCAGAUGCAAAGUAUACUAAGUAACAGUUUUCAGAACCAAGAAUUAAAUAACUUAUUUAACUUCGAUUAUUUUUUUGCGUGUGGAGAUUUUAAUUUUAGAAUUAAUAAAAGUCAUGAAGAAGUUUUCAACUCAAUUGCAAAAAAAAAGGCAAAUCAGCUAUUAAAUUAUGACCAGUUCAUAUAUAAUAAGUUGUAUAACAUUCUCCCAUUUUGCCUUUUUUAUGAGCACCCUAUUAUGUUUAACCCGACCUACAAGUACAAGAAAAAUUCAAACAUGUACGACGUGAGGAGGACUCCAGCAUGGUGCGAUAGGAUAUUAGUAAGCGGGAAAUUAAUACAUCUGUCGGAGAUGGAGAAGAAGAGGAAAGAACAUAUGGCACAAAUGUUCAAUUCUGAGAAAGAAGACCCAAGUAAAGGUGCACAUAGAGACAUGGAUGAUCAUAGGGACAACAGUAAAAAUAGUCAGGAAAGGAAAAUGCAUCAGUUAAAGCAGCAGAGCAAAGAAUUCGGCAGCAACAAAACAGAGGAUUAUAAUGCGAACGAUUUUUAUCAUAAUGAUAAAAUAUAUUUUAAUUACUUAAAUUAUAAGACACACAAUAAUUUUUUUUCAAGCGAUCACAAGCCUGUGAGUGCAAUUAUAGAAUUAAAAGUAUUUUUUGAUAAAAAGGAUAUUGAAUAUAAACUUCUUAAUUCGUAUAGUCUUAGAACAAAUGACGAAUUCGUUAAUUUGGCCAAAAAUUCCAGCAAUACUAGUAAUAGUAGUAACAAUAAGAAUAAUAAUUUAUUGGAUUACUUUUUUCCCAAUAAUUAUGGUUUAAGCAAAUAUACUGUGUAUCCAAUCUCUCAAAUUUUAAAUUACUCAAACAAUUUAAAUAACAAAUUUAAGAACGAAAUGAAUGAACAUUCAUUCCACCAAGAUGCGAUAAAAAAUAUAGAACAGCUCGAUGAUCUUUCUUGUGCUAAGUAA